GCAGGAAACAAGAGCAGGAAGAGCGGUGGCGAGGCGGCGGCGGCGGCGGAGUCGGUGGUUGCAGAGUCGAGACUACGGCUCCCGGGGGUGGCGGCGGCCGCGUGAGCAGGAUGCGGGUCCGGGUCGGACUGACGCUGCUGCUCUGUACGGUUCUCCUGGGCGCGGCCUCGGCGUCCUCCGAUGACGAGGGCAGCCAGGAUGAACCCUUAGAUUCGAAGGAUUCUCUGCCAUCAGAUGAGUCAGUAAAGGACCACCCCACAGCAGGCAGAGUAAUCGCUGGUCAGAUAUUUCUUGAUUCAGAAGAGUCAGAAUUAGAAUCCUCUGUUCAAGAAGAGGAAGACAACCUCAAGAGCCAAGAGGGAGAAAGUGUUGCUGAAGAAAUCAGCUUUCUAGAAUCUCCAAAUCCAGACAAGGAUAAUGAAGAGGCAAAGAAAGUGCAGAAGCCAGUCUUAACUGCCAUCGAAGGCACAGCACAUGGGGAGCCCUGCCACUUCCCUUUUCUUUUCCUGGAUAAGGAAUAUGAUGAAUGUACAUCAGAUGGGCGGGAAGAUGGCAGACUGUGGUGUGCCACGACCUACAACUAUAAGACAGAUGAAAAGUGGGGCUUCUGUGAAACUGAAGAAGAGGCUGCUAAGAGACGACAGAUGCAGGAAGCUGAAAUGAUUUAUCAAACUGGAAUGAAAAUCCUCAAUGGAAGCAAUAAAAAGAGUCAAAAAAGAGAAGCAUAUAGGUAUCUUCAAAAGGCAGCAGGCAUGAACCACACUAAAGCCCUGGAGAGAGUGUCAUAUGCUCUUCUGUUUGGUGAUUACCUGACACAGAAUAUCCAGGCAGCUAAAUCAAUGUUUGAGAAGCUGACUGAGGAAGGCUCUCCCAAAGGACAAACUGCUCUUGGCUUUCUCUAUGCCUCUGGACUUGGUGUUAAUUCAAGUCAGGCAAAGGCUCUUGUGUAUUAUACUUUUGGAGCUCUUGGAGGCAAUCUAAUAGCCCACAUGGUUUUGGGUUACCGGUACUGGGCUGGCAUCGGAGUCCUCCAGAGUUGUGAAUCAGCACUGACCCAUUAUCGUCUUGUUGCCAAUCAUGUUGCUAGUGAUAUAUCACUAACGGGAGGCUCAGUAGUACAGAGAAUACGGCUGCCUGAUGAAGUGGAAAACCCAGGAAUGAACAGUGGAAUGCUAGAAGAAGAUUUGAUUCAGUAUUACCAGUUCCUAGCUGAGAAAGGUGACGUACAAGCACAGGUUGGCCUGGGACAACUGCAUCUACAUGGAGGGCGUGGAGUUGAACAAAACCAUCAGAGAGCCUUUGACUACUUCAAUUUAGCAGCUAAUGCUGGCAAUUCACAUGCUAUGGCCUUCUUGGGAAAGAUGUAUUCGGAAGGAAGUGAUAUUGUUCCUCAGAGUAAUGAGACAGCUCUUCACUACUUUAAGAAAGCUGCUGACAUGGGCAACCCAGUUGGACAGAGUGGGCUAGGAAUGGCCUACCUCUACGGGAGAGGAGUUCAAGUUAACUAUGAUCUGGCACUAAAGUAUUUUCAGAAAGCUGCUGAACAAGGCUGGGUGGAUGGGCAGCUACAGCUUGGUUCCAUGUACUAUAAUGGCAUUGGAGUCAAGAGAGAUUAUAAACAAGCCCUGAAGUAUUUUAAUUUAGCCUCUCAAGGAGGGCACAUCCUGGCUUUCUAUAAUCUAGCGCAGAUGCAUGCCAGUGGGACGGGGGUCAUGAGAUCCUGUCACACUGCGGUGGAGUUGUUUAAGAAUGUAUGUGAAAGAGGCCGUUGGUCUGAGAGGCUUAUGACUGCCUAUAACAGCUACAAAGACGGUGACUAUAAUUCUGCAGUGACACAGUACCUCCUGCUGGCUGAACAAGGCUAUGAAGUGGCCCAGAGCAAUGCAGCCUUUAUUCUCGACCAGAGAGAAGCAACCAUUGUAGGUGAAAAUGAAACUUACCCCAGAGCUUUGUUACACUGGAACAGGGCUGCUUCACAAGGCUAUACUGUGGCUCGAAUUAAACUUGGAGACUACCAUUUCUAUGGAUUUGGCACUGAUGUAGAUUAUGAGACCGCAUUUAUUCAUUAUCGUCUUGCUUCUGAGCAACAACACAGCGCACAAGCUAUGUUUAAUCUGGGAUAUAUGCAUGAGAAAGGUCUAGGCAUUAAGCAGGAUAUUCACCUUGCAAAACGCUUUUAUGACAUGGCAGCGGAAGCCAGCCCGGACGCACAAGUUCCUGUCUUCCUAGCUCUGUGCAAAUUGGGCAUUGUCUAUUUCUUGCAGUAUAUACGGGAAACAAAUAUUCGAGAUAUGUUCACCCAACUGGAUAUGGACCAGCUUUUGGGACCUGAAUGGGACCUUUACCUCAUGACCAUCAUUGCACUGCUGUUGGGAACAGUCAUAGCUUACAGGCAAAGGCAGCACCAAGACAUGCCUAUGCCCAGGCCCCCCGGGCCACGGCCAGCUCCACCCCAACAGGAGGGGCCACCAGAGCAGCAACCACCACAGUAACAGCCACCGGUGCAGCCUUGUUUGGUGACUGAGAACCUUGUUUGCUGAGAACACUUGCAUUUGAUUCGGGACUUUGGAUGGUGGCCACCUCCUGGGAGAGGCCCAGGAAGCAUUGAAUUCCUAAAGCUGCUUAGAAUCUGAUGCCUUUAUUUUCAGGGAUAAGUUAACUCUUACCUAACCUAGGUUGAAUGUUUGUUUCAGUGCCAUAAGGAAUAACAACUCUUGAUGGCUUUCUUCUUUCUUCCCUUACCCCUCGUCCACUUGGAAACAUGGGAGAUACUCAAAGAGAUGUCUUCUGCAUCUACUAUCUUUCUCGAGUCCUUUGAUCAUCUUCUUAGUGUCCAUGAGUCCUUAUAUCAGCCAUCUUUAAGGUCUUGUAUCAACACUAAAAAGUGAUCAACGGGAAAAACUCAGUUGCAAAUUUCACCUCAAACAUGUCUAAAAGUCAAAAGUAGAUCUUACCUGUUAAAUUAUAACUACAACAAAAACGAUCUCCAAAGUGUUCUGGAACUACAGUAACAAGACAUCCAAAUGCAAGUACACAUAUUCAGCGUUGUUUUUAUUUUAGUUUUAAAAGGGAAGGUUGAGUGUUGUUAUUGGAAAUUGUCACACUUCCUACCAUACUUAUCUCCUUCAGAGACUUCAGGCUUUUUAAAGUUCUAGGAGAACUUUAUUUCUUUGUAAUAGAAUAUAAGUAAAACUUGGUGAACUGAUUCCUUGUGCUAAUAUGUCAAUUUGCCCCACAUACCAGUGUGAUUUGCUUGUUUAUUUUGAAUAUACAGGGCUUUGAUCCAGAAGCCAGAGGACGGACUAAAAAGGGAAAAAUUGAAAAGCAAUAUUGGAAGACUUUAGAUAUGGGGUACCAAGAUCAUAGACUCACUUUCCCAAAAGUUGGAGCAUUUGUUCCCAGGUUUUAUUUUACUUUGCAUUUCUUACUGCAUAAAGACCAACUCACCCUCCCUGAAUUCUUCAAACAUGUAAAACUCUUGCCAGCUAAUGGCAGACAAUAACUACCAUGAUAAUAAUGAAACUCAAAAAUGAAGAUGGAUUCAUUUCAGUGAGUGACAAGAGCCAAGUCCUGUUAUUAAUAUUCUGCAUGCUCAGACAGCUUUUAAUUUCUCACUGUUUCAUAUUAACAGAAAAAUCAAACACAUGCUUAGCAUUAAUAUUAGGAAACUCAAGGCUAUCAGAGUUGAGAAUUGCCUCUUUAAAUUAAAUAGAUGAGGUGGGAACUUCUCAACAAGAAAGAGCAUUGAGAACGUCAAAUGAAAGAAUUAAAACUUAAAUCAAAUUUGUAUUUCUUUUUAUUCUCAAAUGGGUGGUGUUCACCAGCCUUUAUCUAGUCUGAGAUGCAUUAGUAAAUGAGCCGACAUCAGCUUGUUUGUAUUAUUCUUUCUGCAGUUUUCCAUAAUCCCUAAACCUGCCAGAAAACUUGAAGAGUUUAUUAUUUGUAGCAUCAAAAUGCUUUGGUUUUUGAAAUUGGGAUUGUAUUUAGAACUAGAUCUAACUAACCUACAAUGAACAUGAAGGCUUUAAAUGUGAAGUUGUAUACUUUUUUGUGUAUUUAUAGCAGAGUAUUAUGGGAAAUCUGGUAGGCAACUUUCCUACCAGACGUUUGCCUCCAGAUUUGAAGAGGGGAUCGUGGAGAGGACCAUACCAUAUCUGUGAGAGGUAGGAAAUGUUACCCUCAGAAGUGUAAGGUUGCGUUGAGCAGCUCUUGUAAAUAGUAAGGCUUGCUUGGUCUCUGACACUUCCAUUGUUGAGUGUAGGUGCCUUCAUCACUGCCUGUGCUCUCCAUCAGAAUAAAUUGAACACAGGGCAGCAGCCACACUCAUUUGGAAGGUACUUUAUCCAUAUAUUUAUUUAGAAGUUCAAGGAGUGGUGUGCAUCCAUAUAAUCCCAGCUAUUUGGAAGGCUGAGUUGGAAGGAUCAUUUCAGCCUGAGUUCAAAACCAGCCUCACAAGCAACAUAAUUAAACACAUGUCAAUAAAUAAAUAAAAAAUAGUUGAAAACCCCUCCAAGAUGACUACCAACUUCUGUUUGUUUCCUUUUUCCUCCUCCACCUGCCUAAUACUUCCUUGGGCAGCAUUUUUAUAUCAAGAAAACAUUUCCUAAAAUAUUGUGCUACUAUGGCUGGAUGUUCUUCAUGAGUCACAUACUCCUGUUAGUUUCCUCCUUGCUGUGUAGUUUCUAUUAACACUGCAAAUAUCCGUUCCGUGGCUUAUCUCUACCUCCUGUUUUACUCUGGGCCAUUUGCUAUGAGAAACUUGAAUGGUCUGUUUCAGAUAACUCCGGUUUAAUAGUUUCUUUCAAAUGCUGUCUCAAAAUACUUUGCUCUCUUUUUUGUUCAUAGGUCAUGGUACCUAAGCCAAUAGGAAUUGGGUUUGGCAUUUCUCCUAAAAAUUAUGCACAGUACUUAACCUAAUCAAAUGGCAUCCAUUUGAAUAAAGUGGCAAUAAUUAAAGCUAGUUAAUGUCAGUGACAUUAAACUAACUCCGAGAUUCAGGAGUUUUAAUGUUAGAAUUUAGACUCGCUAGAGAGAGUGUGGCUUCAUGUCUUCAUAGUAGCUUGUCUUUCCUGAGAGUUAUUGCAGUCUGUCUUUCAGCCUGUGAAGGUAAUGACAGUCAUACUUAAUUCAGCUUUGGUACUCUUGUGGGUUGAAACUUUCAGAAUCUUGAGACCACCCAUUUUGCUUCUGCAAUGGUGGCACUUUGGAAGUUUUUACUUCUGUGUUGAAAAUUUUGUUUUCCAGGUGAGGCUUAUCGUAAUUUUAGUAACUAGCUGACUUACUAGUUGGCACAGAUGGAAGAGCAAAUCAAAAGCUGCUAUUUCCUCAAAUUCAUAAUUGAACACUUAAUUUGGAUUCACUUUUGAAUCACUAAGGUUAUUCUUGAGAAAUUGUUAUCCUGCUACAUAGAAGGUUAAAUCUAGGUUUUACUUACUAAACUGUUCGUCUCUGCCACAUCAGGAAGCCUUAAACUUCCACAGUACUCUGCUGAUGAUCUUAUGGUCUUAGCAUCUGGUAUUUUGUAUGGAGGGUUUUGUUUGCUUCUGUUUUUCUCUCCUCUGUUCCUCCUAUUUGUUCUUCAGACCAAGGUUUUGGAAGUAUGCAUGUAGGCCUCUAAACAAAAACCACAGUUGUUCAUGUGCAUAGCCUGUGUACCAAUGUCUGAUCUGCAACCCUUCCUUUAACGAGGUUUGGACUAAGAUUUGAUGUGGCCAUCACAACAUGCUUCAGCUCAUCAGCCCUUUCCCAGCCAGGAGAGCAGAGCUGUGUUGGCUCCAAUGACAACUGGUACUUGAUUUGGAUCUAUCAUAGAUUACACAAUAUUAUGUCUAAAAGUAUGCAAGAAAUAAUCAGCAAAAGAAAACUUACAACUUAAUGCAAAUGUUAGUCAUUGCUCAGUCCCGAGAGAAAAUGUAUUUCUGAAUGCUGUAUUGUCUGAAGCACUACCUGGCUUUUAAUUGUUUACAUGUGUAGGAUUCAUUGAAAAGAAGCCAAAUUUCUCCAUCCACUAUAUUUUCAGAAAAUUGUAAAUGACCCCCAGUAACAGUUUGUAUCUAAAUGUGACUAUUUACACAAGUGAAGGUCUGAGUUUGUUUCGAUGGAAGUGAGGACCUUGUGGUCCUAUGCAGGGAGCCAUCUUAUAUGUAUCUGUUGGAUUGACACACAGGCUGAUGCUGUUUCCCUUUGGAUUUAAAAAAAUUAUUUAAAAUGUUGACAUGAUCCAUUCAUAACCACUAUAAAUAUUUAGGAGAGGAAGUUUGAAAAGACCAUCAGUUAGCGUUGUGAAGGAAUACCAUAGUAGACCCUUUUGUAAAUUCAUUUGUAUUUAAUGAAAUGCACUAUAAAGGCUGGCAAAAUGUAAUAUAAUUGUGUAAACAAACAAAUCUUGUGAAUAGAAAGAUGUACAGAUUUGUUUUGUACUGUAUCUUGAAACUUGUGAAAUAAAGAUCCCUCCUCUGGUGA
This is a messenger RNA of Dipodomys ordii (Ord's kangaroo rat), 6462 nucleotides long. RefSeq names its product sel-1 suppressor of lin-12-like (C. elegans) (gene Sel1l). Gene Ontology annotation, cellular component: endoplasmic reticulum membrane. The transcript is spliced from 21 exons. Gene Ontology annotation, molecular function: protein binding. NCBI's taxonomy places the organism in Eukaryota, Metazoa, Chordata, Mammalia, Rodentia, Heteromyidae. The record is from RefSeq and is a predicted model, not a curated record. Gene Ontology annotation, biological process: ERAD pathway. Bases 111 to 2492 code for a protein of 793 amino acids.